This is a messenger RNA of Podarcis lilfordi (Lilford's wall lizard), 6988 nucleotides long. NCBI's taxonomy places the organism in Eukaryota, Metazoa, Chordata, Lepidosauria, Squamata, Lacertidae. The record is from the annotation of a GenBank genome assembly.
CUUCUUAGCCCGGCUAUCUGUCGGCGGCCCUGCUUGGCUACGGAACAUUUCUCCCCCGGGCGGAGGUUUCCCAGUACGGCUCCGAUUCCAGGGGGACCGGCCUGGCCAUUUCCGCUUCCGGGAGCCGAGGCGCAGGGAAGGUGGGAGGGAAGGAGGGAAGCGAAAGCCGGUCCGGCGGCCGCGAAGGGCACCUGCGGCGGCCCGUAGCCGCCUGCGCUCCCUCUCCCGCUGCCAUCCUCCGUCGCCGCCAAGACCGGCGCUUGGCGAGCCUUCCGGGGAGCCGCCGCCGCAACGAGAGGCCUCCAGUCCAGCUUCCCGGGCACUUCGCAGAGGCCUUCCGGGGAGCCCGGCUGAGGGAAUUGGCACCCCGGGGCCUUCGUCUGCUCCGCUCCCCGGUUUGGGUUUGCGCUUCCGCGGGCGGCCGCCGCCUGAGGCAGGGGCUGCGGGCUCCAGCCUCGCCUGGAACUGCUGUGCGUGCGGACCCAGGCAGAGCCCCUCAGCCAGGGUCCCUUUUGAGCAGGAGGGGGCAUCGCGGGGGGUCGGCUGAGCCUGCCCCAACCCCCAGUGAGCAUGGGGUCUGGGGCUCUCAAAGGCAGGCGCUUGGGGGUGGCACAGCUGGCCUGAACAGUGUGCGGUGGUGGCGGGGAACGGCAGGACGACGAGAAGCCCCGGUGCCCCCCUUGACCCCACGGGGGUCGGCCCGCAUGCACCUCCCCACUGCGGAGCCACGGAGGCGGAGGAGGCGGAGGAGGAAGAUCCCGGCUUGGCCCUGGCGCCGGCUGGGGAGGUUGGCGGCUGGCGUUGGCGGUCCCGGGAGGAGCAGGCAGCCAUGGAGAGCCUGGCGGGCUACGUCUACAAGGCAGCCAGCGAGGGGCGGGUGCUGACCUUGGCAGCCCUGCUCCUGAACCGCUCGGAGAGCGACAUCCGCUACCUGCUGGGCUACGUCACCCACCAGGGUGGGCAGCGGUCAACACCUCUCAUCAUCGCUGCCCGCAAUGGACACGCCAAAGUUGUGCGCCUGCUCCUGGAGCACUACCGUGUGCAGACCCAGCAGACUGGCACGGUCCGUUUUGAUGGGUAUGUACGUACACGUGUGGCACGUGGUCACAGAGGAGGCCUUGGGCUUCUUUCUAACAGGAGAAGAUGGGAUGGUCCUGUGGAUUGAUAAAUUCAGCCUGGCUGUUGUGGUGCUUCCUUUCACUCAAUGGAAUAUAGUAGGUUACAUCAUGCCUUCAUUUGAUUGGCAUAUGCUGUUUCUAUAAAUGAUCUUCCAAGAAUCAUAAAAGUGGAAGGAGCCGAAAGCUGCCUGCUGUGAGGCAAGACCUUCCCCUGGAUCAAUUUACGUAACCCUACCUGUGCUGGACUGUAAAUAAAGAACAGGCACAAUGCAGAAAGGUACCUGUAUAGACCAACACUUUUGAGAUGACUUUACCAACUAAUUCUAGAUGAUGCUUCAGGAGAAGGUGCACACAGAUAUGUCCUCUCCUGCCAGUCUCUAGCCAGAGCCUGGUCCUUUCUAAUUUUUGCCAUCGUAUUGCAGUUGUGAGGACUAGGAACUCUUCCUUUCUCUCCUACAUGCGGCAGUGGUUUGUAGAAAACAGUGUGGGGCACAGUGAAAAAUGGGUGGCAUGAGUUAUCUAGCCUACUGGAAAAGAUGCAGCUCAUGGAAUUGUUCAAAGUCCUGGUUACAUUGCUUGGAUACAUUGACCCCCUUCAUGUGUUACUUACACGAGGGACGCUUCACCUGUUAAGAGGCAGAGGGAUCCCACCACUGUCCUGUUAUCAGAAGGUGACUUAACACAUAAAGCCUCCAUGUGAGUAAUGCUUGGAGGGAGCUAUUGACAAAGAGCCAAGGUAAAAUCAGGAAUAUAUUUAAAAAGUGGUUCAAAGGCCUCACAUGAAAGAUUUCAGAUACAUUUCAGCUCCAUAUGUCUUCCAAGGCAUGACAGUAAUGCCAAUUGGGGUCUUAAGAUGUAUAUUAGAAUUCUUACUUUUGGAAGUAGUUCUUAUUCUUCCCUAAGGCUAUUGAGCCAAAGGGCAAGCACAGAGCAUUUAAACAUGUAAGGAUCAACAUUUCCCAUAUGUCUAUCUACCUGGUAAUGGGGUGCUUUAGCUUUUGCCAAAGGCACUUGAUAAUUUCUUUCUGUGACAUCGCUGAGGAGGUUGCUGGGAGCUGUGGGACACGCCAUCAGAGAGGGGAGCAGAGGCUGUACCAAACUUGUCUCUGCAACCACACCUCCUAGCUGUCCGUUGCUCCUGUUGAAAUGGACUAGGUAUUAUGAUUCUGUUUCAGUUUCUGGUGAAGUUGACAGGAUAGUAAUGCAAGCAUAGCUCUAAAACUAUACAGAAAUGUUUUCUUUUGGAGAUAAUUAAACAGCUGAGAAUAUUUCUUUUGAAGACAGAAAGCCAACUCUGGCGGUUGUCAUAUGGGACUACUCAUCAUCAGAUUUGGGAUGGGGGAGAAGGACAGCUACUUUCUGCAGCCUACUUAUUCUGCUGCCAUUCCAGUUAUAUGAAUUAGACUUUUGUGGAUAAGUCCCUCCUUACUGAGUUUUGCUGGAGAACCUCAUUUGAUUAUCAGAGAUUACACUACAGUGUAAGCCUCCUGAGAUUCUUUGUUAGUCACUUGUUGAUCUUAGAUAGUUUAAAGAGGCUAGGCCACUGUUGAGUCACUAGGGAGAACUCCAGAAUCUCCUUUUUGAAAACAACUGACAGUGCUUGACACUGACAUGCAACGUAGGAGAUGGUAAACAAAUGGGUGGUAAAAAAUAUCCCUGUCCCUGCCUGCAUAGGAGUCAAAGCAACAGCAACAACAAACAUCCAAGGAAGCCAUAGCUGUUGUAAAAAUCCUCUGUUUCCCAGCCUCAGAAUUAUUUUGCGUGUUCUGCAGUAAGACUUCCUUCUUUCCUUUGAACUGCCUUUAAAACCAAUUGCUUCUUUGUUGUCCCAGCAUGUUCUGACAAGAAGCUCCCUCUAAAUAUAAAAGCUGUAAUUGAUUUAAACACAUUUGUCUGAAAAGUCUUUUGGCCUGGGGUUCUUUAUUCAGGCGUGGUGAGAUGCAACUGACAGGUUAAAACAGUUUGAAAAAUUGCUUAAUGCUUUCUCCUGGGGCAGGCAGUGCAGUCCCAAGGCCAAAAGAUGUUAUCACUGCCCCAUUUCUGCAACUGAAUGUUUGGUAACUCUCUUUGCCUUCUCUUUACUAAUAUCUGGAAUCACAUUUGUCCAAAUGUCAUGAGGGUUAUCCCAAAGUAUUUGGAUACCUGUGACAAACUUUUACUACUAGGUGUAUCCAAUAUGGCAACCACUCGGUGUUCUCUUUAGUAUGGCUGCUGAAUGCAAAUACCACCUCAUUAAGUGGUUGUUUUUGUUGUUGUUGUUUUUUAAACUAUAUUCAUUAUUUUGGUCUGAGUCCUCCCUGUAGCUGUUAGAAAGCUUGAGGAUUGGUUGCCAUCAACUGCAGGGUUGAGAUGAAUCCUGCCUCAGUUACAGAUUGGAUUCUAUACAUGUUUUGGAAAAUCAUGCCCCCUUUGCUAGAAGUUAUGCUCUCCUCCAGAUUAGAAAUUUCAUUACAUGUAUUUGUCCAACUCUUCUGCCCACAUCCAGCCACCCAUUGUGAACCUAGCCCUUGCAUUCCCUAUCAUUCUGAAAUUCUUCUGCUCACUGACUCUAGACUGUUUUAUAGGAUAUUAUUUUGAAGAUUUUUUUUAAAAAAAUUGCACCUAUUUUAACAUCCGGUCUCUUUCUUUCCAUAGUUAUGUCAUCGAUGGCGCCACGGCCCUGUGGUGUGCAGCUGGGGCUGGCCACUUUGAAGUCGUCAAGCUCUUGGUGAGCCACGGAGCCAACGUCAACCACACAACCGUGACCAACUCUACUCCGCUUCGCGCUGCAUGCUUUGACGGCCGGCUUGACAUUGUGAAGUACCUCGUGGAGAACAAUGCCAACAUCAGCAUCGCCAACAAGUAUGACAACACUUGCCUUAUGAUUGCUGCUUACAAGGGCCAUGUGGAUGUGGUGCGCUACCUUUUAGAGCAGCAUGCGGACCCCAAUGCCAAAGCACACUGUGGCGCGACAGCAUUGCACUUUGCGGCGGAGGCUGGUCACCUGGAGAUCGUCCGUGAGUUGGUGAAGUGGAAAUCUGCCAUGAUGGUGAACGGCCAUGGAAUGACACCUCUGAAAGUGGCUGCCGAGAGCUGCAAGGCCGACGUUGUCGAGCUGCUGCUGUCGCACGCCGACUGCAACCGCAAGAGCCGGAUAGAAGCUCUGGAGCUCCUGGGUGCCUCGUUUGCCAACGACCGAGAAAACUACGAUAUAAUGAAGACCUAUCACUAUUUGUAUUUAGCCAUGCUGGAGCGGUACAGAGAUAGCGAGAACAUUAUAGAGAAGGAGGUCCUGCCUCAGAUAGAAGCCUACGGCAGCCGGACAGAGUGCCGGACCCCUCAAGAGCUGGAAUCCAUUCGGCAGGACCGGGAUGCUCUCCACAUGGAGGGCCUCAUUGUCCGAGAACGAAUUCUGGGCUCUGACAACAUCGAUGUCUCGCACCCCAUCAUUUACCGCGGUGCUGUUUACGCAGAUAACAUGCAGUUUGAGCAGUGCAUCAAGCUCUGGCUUCACGCCUUGCGUUUGCGGCAGAAAGGCAAUAGGAAUACCCACAAGGACCUCCUCCGGUUUGCUCAAGUCUUCUCUCAGAUGAUACACUUGAACGAGCCGGUGAAAGCCAAGGACAUUGAGAGCGUCUUGAGGUGCAGCGUCUUGGAGAUAGAGCAAGGGAUGGCCCGGGUCAAAAGCUCUCAGGAUGCUGAGCUCCACACAGCCAUGGACAACUACGAAUGCAACAUCUUCACCUUCCUGUAUUUGGUGUGCAUCUCCACCAAGACGCAGUGCAGGGAUGAGGAGCAGUCGCGGAUCAACAAGCAGAUUUACAACUUGAUCCACCUGGAUCCCAGGACGCGAGACGGCUCUGGCUUGCUGCACCACGCCGUCAACUCUGGCACGCCGGUGGACGACUUCCACACCAACGACGUCUGCAGCUUUCCCAACGCACUGGUCACCAAGCUCCUCUUGGACUGCGGCGCUGACGUCAACGCUGUGGACAACGAAGGGAACACACCGCUGCACGUCAUAGUCCAGUACAACAGGCCCAUUAGUGACUUCUUGACCUUGCAUUCCAUCAUCAUCAGCUUGGUGGAGGCCGGCGCUCAUACGGACAUGACGAACAAGCAGAAGAAGACCCCUCUCGACAAAAGUACCACCGGCGUGUCGGAAAUACUCCUGAAGACUCAGAUGAAGCUGAGUCUGAAGUGCCUGGCUGCCCGAGCUGUGCGGGUUUAUCACAUCAGCUACCACAACCAGAUCCCCAAGACACUAGAAGAAUUUGUUGAAUUCCACUAGCCACGCCAACGGGGUGGUGCUCCUUCCCUUCCCAGAAAGGUCAAACUCUUGUCAAUAAAAUACUGGGCAGAGCUUUAGAAAUCCCUUCUCCUCUCCUUUCUUUUUGGUAGCAGACACACACCAACCAGCCCCCUCGUAAACUGGCUAACAUGGCUUUGAUUUGCAAAAACCUGUCUUCUGACGGCAGAGCGAACAGGUUUCUUUUUUUCCUCUUAAUGAACUGGGGCAGGGUGGAGAGUCAAACUCUAAAAUGAGAAUGAGUGUAAAAUAUUUUGAUACUACGAUGCACACGGGUUUUACCAUUGACAGCCAAGAAUGCUUUAAGCAGCUACCUGCAAAGAGGUUUUACGUUUAAUUAAUUGAGCCAGCAUGUUACCUAUGCAGCAGUUUGGAAAGUCUUCUUGCGGGAGGGAAGAGGAGGAAGGGAAGAGAAAAUGGAGAAGGAUCUUAUUGCUGGGAUUUUAUUAAAACAUGCAAAGCAAUCCAGGGAAAUUUACUUCUCACCAGCCUGUUUUUAAUGCCUUUCAGUUCCUACCAGAGUCGUCACUAACAUUUAGUUUUAAUUUCUGCUUGCAAUGAGAUGAAAAUAACCGAUUGUUUGGCUACAGAAAAAGGGAAAUGCAGGUUGAAAUUCAGAUGUGUGAAUGUGCUUGCCUGUCAGUACUUAAAAUUACUAGUAUUUAUUUGGUUGUUGAGGGGGGCAAAACAGGCAUACCUCCUCAAAUUCAUUCUCAUUUUUGCUGCUUUAAGAUAAGUAGCACGCAGAAAUAGUUUGCAUUAUUUGAGUAUUGUUUUAUGCGUGGUUCCCUGUCCCCGCUUCCCUCUGGUAAGAUAAAACGUAAAGUGGUUAAGGCUGGAUCUUAAUCCCACACCUGAAAUGAUAACUGCUGCAUUUCCUGAAAUCUUCCAAGUAGCUGGCAAACAGGUUUUGUUUAAAAAAAAUGAGCUUUUUUAAAAUUAAAAACAAAAACAAAAAAUGUUAGAAACCUGGCAGGGAAGGAUCAGGGAAGAAUAAUUGUGUUGGCAGGACCCUGCCCUGAGAAUCAGUUUCUGUCUUUUCAGCCCUCUUCAUUAUGGAACUCUUCAGAAAAAUAGAUUCCACACCAACCUGCACACCUCUCUAAAGGCCAUCUUUUAAAUCACUCACAGAACCUUGAUUGUAUGAAGAAUGUUUGACCUGUGAAAAGCAUCUCUCCUUGGCAGAAAACUUCAGCAGCCCAAUGCCAUUUUUUUGACAGGUUACUGAAAACACUUCCCAGGAUUUUAAAUUCUACUUUCUAACUGUCAGCUGGGAAAAGAAUGUUCUGCAGUCAUUUUUUUAAAAAAACGGAACAGAGAGUUCAAAUAAAAAGGGGCAUUCUGAGCACAGGUAUGUGUGUUUGUAUUACAAAUAAAAUCUUGAAUGUGAAACUUAACCCUGAUGUGUCCUGCUGCAAAGUGAUUGGUAGCUGCUCUUGUGGGAUGUUGGUAAGGAGCAGACCUCUCGUUUUGAAAAGAAGUGGUUUCAUGCCAUUGCAUUUAAAUUUUAUUGUAGUUUGAUUAAUGGACAAGUCGCUCAGCUAAGCUCUGACCUUCUGAGCCUUAAACAAAUAAGUUGGCC